AUGGGUGCUCCUCGACGCAGGGACAGAUCCUCAUCUGGUGGAAGCAAGUCCAAAAAGAAGUCUUCCAAGAUCAGCAUCCCCAAGAGGUCGGUCCCGGUUACUCUUCUUUCGGGAUUCCUGGGAGCCGGAAAGACGACCUUGUUGCAGCACAUUCUCCGCGCCGAGCAUGGGCUGAAAAUAGCAGUCGUUGUCAACGACAUUGGAGCCAUCAACAUCGACGCGGCCCUAAUCAAGAAGACGCACAAGCUGACAAGAACGGAGGAAAAGGUCAUUGCCCUGCAAAACGGCUGCAUCUGCUGCACGCUAAGGGGGGAUCUUCUCGAGGAGCUGGUGCGCAUCUCUCGGCUUGAGGAGUUUGACUACAUCAUCAUCGAGAGCAGCGGCAUCAGCGAGCCGGAGCAGGUUGCCGAAACGUUCGACGCCCGCCUCGCCGAGCGCAUGGGCGACCUGGCGAGCGUAGACGCUGCCGCGCCGCUGGACGAGAAUACUGUGAGAGUCCUCAAGCAAAUCAAAGCGGCGGGCGGACUUCAAAAGUUUGCUCAUCUCGACACGACCGUUACUGUGAUUGACGCCUUCACGAUGCUGAAUGAUUUUGACACUGCGGAUAUCCUGUCGUCCCGUCGUAAUGACGUUACCGCGGAAGACGAGCGAACGGUUUCGGAUCUCAUGGUCGACCAGAUCGAGUUCGCCGAGGUCAUCAUUCUUAACAAAAGCGACAUGGUUGAUGAGGAAACUAAAAUGGCAGCCAUGAGCUUGAUCAGGAAGCUCAACCAUAGGGCCAAGAUUAUACAGUCUACCCGUGGCAAGGUGGAUGUCAAGGAACUCGUCAACACGGGAUUGUUCAGGCUGGACGUUGCCCAAUCCGGCUACGGGUGGCUCCAAGACCUCCACGAGAUGACGGUGCGCGAGGUGAAUGGACGAAAUGUCGCGACGCCCAAGCCAGAAACCGAAGAGUACAACAUCCAGAGUUUCAUUUACACGCGACGCAGACCGUUCCACCCUCGACGGCUGUUUCGCUUGGUCCAUGACAAGUUCAUUCUUCAAAUGGAGCAUCCCGACGAUGGCGAGGAAGAAGGGGAUGAACAAGACGCCGUCAUGGUCGAGCAUACCCAUGCGCUUCAUUCCGGAUCAGUCUCGGGGUCGGAGAGACGUGCUAGUGACUCGGAACAUUCCGAGAAGAACUCCGCAUCUACGGCCCGAACUGUGCCGUCUCUCGAAGGGGAGCCAGGGAAACACGCAAGCGACGACGAGGCCAUGGAUGUCGACACGGACACGGACAUGGACAUGGACAUGGACAUCCCAUCCAACGCCACAAUCCUGGCCAAUAAACGUGCCCAUCCCACCUUUAGACGUCUCUUUCGAUCAAAGGGCGAGUUCUUCCUGGCCACCCGCCCCCAUCGAGCGGGAGACUGGUCACAGGCCGGUGCCAUGCUGACCUUGACGGGCGGACGACCCUGGUUCUGCACGCUGCCGGCUGAAGCGUACACUACCGGCGAUAAAGAGGUCGAUGCUCUUGUUCAGCACGAUAUCAUCAAGGGCGGCCAGUGGGGUGAUCGCCGACAAGAACUGGUCUUCAUUGGCGAGAAGCUAGACCACGCAAGCCUGGAGACGCUGCUGGAUGAGUGCUUGCUUACCGAUGGUGAGAUGGGGGAGUGGGAAAAGGUCAUGACGGACGAGAAGCUUGACAGGGCGCUUCGUGUCGAGGUGCUGCAGGACGUGUUUGAUGAUGGAUUCCCAGACUGGACCGAAGAAGAUGAUGACGGUGAUGAGGGCCACCACGGCCACAAGCACACCAUUUACUCCAAACACAGUGGGUGA
This is a messenger RNA of Metarhizium album ARSEF 1941, 1818 nucleotides long. RefSeq names its product CobW/HypB/UreG, nucleotide-binding domain containing protein. The record is from RefSeq and is a predicted model, not a curated record. Bases 1 to 1818 code for a protein of 605 amino acids. The transcript is spliced from 6 exons. NCBI's taxonomy places the organism in Eukaryota, Fungi, Ascomycota, Sordariomycetes, Hypocreales, Clavicipitaceae.